AUGCAUCAGCACAUUCAACAUCGCGAGCCUCAAACAUCCGGAACCACGACAGCGCUACCCAUAUACACAAGCCCCGAUAUACCGCUGUACACGCCAACCGAUACGUCAUCAGCGGCAACCGCAACGUUCACCGGCGAUCCUACUUAUCCCGUUUUUCCGAACGCACAAUGGAUAUCUCGCUUCUACCUGGUAGCCUCUCAAUACUCGGGAAUAACUAAUUUGGAUACCGAUCUAUUCAAUCGCUGCUACUUGCCGGGCAGGCCUUUGUCUUACCUACCUCCACCACACAAUGGUUCAGACGCCAGCACUGCCGCCAACGGCAAUGUCAGAAGAGGAGAAUCAUGGGUAUCGAUAACCAUCGAGAAGCCAGAUUAUCAGUUAGAAGAGGCGCCCUGCAAACGGCAAUCUGCUAUCAACGGAAACUGCCAUUUUCAGAACACGAAUGGGACAUUUUCCGGUCUGAGGGAGUAUGAGGACAAUUUUGAGGAGCAGCAGCAUUGCUAUUGCGAGAAGUAUCCGUUCUUCGACUCCGUAUUGGGUUGUCAGAAGUGCUUUGAGAUGCGUGGUGGUAUUGAGGGAUAUCAUUGGUUCCCGGAGAGUUACGUCAGCGCGUUGGCAGACUCUUACUGUAACGCUGACCCUCUGACCAAAGAGUUCUACAACUUCGUGGGCGCAUGGAAAGCUACCGCUGCUGAGGCAAAGGUGCCAAGCACGACGGCGAAAGAUGUACUGGGGACGCAAACUGCCGCGAGCCUUUACUACACUCCGAAUGCCGCUGUCAGUACUAAGAAAGCCAAUUCCGCUGCUGCUUUGAACAAUGGGAAGAGGGGUUCGAAGAGAGGGAGCGCUAUAGUCGUUGCACUUGUGGCAGGGUUAGUGGCAUCGAGAUGA
Messenger RNA from Trematosphaeria pertusa, 891 nucleotides. RefSeq lists its product as uncharacterized. Bases 1 to 891 code for a protein of 296 amino acids. Lineage: Eukaryota; Fungi; Ascomycota; Dothideomycetes; Pleosporales; Trematosphaeriaceae. The record is from RefSeq and is a predicted model, not a curated record. The transcript has 2 exons.